GGAAGCAACUCUGGCAACCGUGAGAUGUACAUCGACAAGUUUGAAAUUCGAGGAACGACAGUCGAGCCCCCGGAUAUUACGAGAUAGCAGAAACUUGAUAUCCAGAAAUCCCAAUCUACUCGAAAAGAAUACCCGUCAAUCAGCCCCAAGUAAUCGACAAAAUAAUGGGACCAACGAGGUACCAGCAUCACCCACAAUCACACCUCCUGAAUCCAGUAAUACCGACCGGUUAGAUGUGCCCACCAAUGGCGUGACAGUGCCUCUGAUUGAUGAGCCAAUAACCCCGCGAAAGCCACCCCAAGUCAAGCGCACCGACUCAUUCAUCAAGAAAAUCAUAAAAUCCUCGAAAGAGAAUCUCACCCUAAACUGCGAAAAGCUAAUCAAGAACAUUCAACGAAGAAGUCCUCGUCUGGUCAGGAGAAAGCAGGCAUCGAGUGACAGCAGUGAAAGUCAGAAAAGUUCAUUUGGUGAGGAGAUCCCAGUGCCCCCACAGCGACACAAGCGCCCCCAUAGGCGUCCCUUGGCACUCCCCAAUCUUUUCAAAUCAACGGAGUACUUGUUACCACCUGAAGAGUACUUUCCCCCUUCAUAUGAAUCUAAUGAAGUUCACAUAAAGGCACUAACUCCCGAAGGACAACCAUCACCAAAUCCAGGCGAAAGCUCCCCAGUGCAAAGACUCCACUCGAGUUCUCCCCAUUCCAAAAGAUCAAGUUCACGUAGCAUAUCUGUGGAGGAUGUAGACGAACUGAUUCGAUCUGAGACCAACUUUCAGCUGUUGGAGGAGCGAACCCAUGUUUACAGAAAGCUCCGCCGAGAAAUCGAACAAACACGACGUCUAUCCGAUGAAAGCUCUGACAAUUUAUCAAAUGAAGUACCAAUAAGACGCUCACAAAGUGUGAGAAUAAUAAAACGCAGUGUCAAGACUAAAAUUACAAGAAAUUUAUCCAAUCUUUCAACUUUAAAGAGAAAUAAAAUUAAACGUUCACCAACGCCAGAAGACUUGCCCUACCUCGGGUCAUUAACUAUCGCUGAUAGCAAUAAGAGGUCAAAUAAUAAUCUUGUCUUGGUAAACGAAUAUAAAGUUAACGACAAUAUAACGUUAAACUCAAUACAAACAGACUCGAUUGAGCCACGCAUCGAAAAUUCCACGUACAGUGAAAAAUGCAGAAUUGCAAAUUCAGUGAAUACUUGUGCUUCUAAUAAUCGAAAGGAGGGAGAAACGUUGAAAAAGCAGGGUAAUACUGUUGCUUGGCGCACUUUGGUAUCGACGGAGGCGCCUGGUAGUGAUACGACUGCAGUAACGAGAUAUCAGUUAAGUGACUACAAUCGAGGAAAGGAGAGAUACGGUGAAACUGAAAAAGUGGGAAACCGUUGGGAUUUUGAGAGUAUUAAUUCAACUACUGGUGAACGUCAGUUGAUUCAUUUAAACGCAAACAAGCCGGAUUAUUAUUUGCCCCAUGAUUUUGGAGACUAUUCUAGGGUGUCGUGUGAAGUCGUGCGUGAUAAUUCCAAGAAGCUGACAAAUUUUGAUGGAAAAAGUGAAAGUGACAGGGUUGGGGGUAAAAUUCAUGUAGACAAUCGGGUAUUGAUCAAGGGAAAGGGCUCAAAGGGCAAGAAAGCUCGAUUGGGCUCGAAGCAACAGGUGAGAAGUGAACAUCUGAAAAUUACGAAAGACAACGACGACGGUGAACACGUUAAUAUGGGACUCUUCAUCAAGAUGAUGCGCAUUAGGGAAAAAUUGAUAUUUGGAUUCAGUGCAUUUGCAAUAUUAUUUACCCUUCUGCUUGUCAUGGAUUUGCAGAUGGACUUGGGUUACAGUGGUCAUCAUUUAGUACUGAGUCAUGGUAGAGUUAAAAUGGGAGAUGAACCCGAUCGUGAUACUGUUUACAACAAUUUCCGUCGUAAGUUUCUUCAGAGAACAAAUGGCAGUAGAGAGUUAACAGCCAGUGAUAAUUCAGUUGGUACCCAGAAUACGAGAGAUAGUGGGGGUUUACGGGAUAGUCCAAGGACUGAAGUUAAUGGUGCUAGUUCGAAAAAUGAACAGGAGCAUGAUGAUUUUGCCGAUCUUGUUGAUAUGGUACUUAAUGGUGAUGGUAUUGAUACUGAAACUGGUGUUGUGAGAGUUAGUGGUGAGGAUUACACGAAUAAUCCGACACUUGCGGAGGUACAGGGUGUCAAAGUGAGGAAAAAUUCGAGUAUUCUGCAGAAAUUUCAUUUGCAGAUAUCAAGACUGGAGAUGUAUCCUGAUAACUCAGAGAUCGUUGACAAGCUGCUGGAGGAGAUGGCGACGAAACCUAUCGUACACAUUGCCCAAAAGGAUGGAGGCACCCAGUUGAAGCUUGUGAUAGACUAUCCAAACGAUCUCCAAGCCCUCUUCAAGCCCAUGAGAUUUCCUCGGGAACAACAAACGCUUCCAAAUCAUUUUUACUUCACUGAUUUUGAGCGUCACACAGCUGAGAUAGCGACUUUCCACCUAGACAAGCUGUUGGGAUUCAGGAGAGCAAUGCCAGUGACUGGUCGGACACUAAACAUGACCACGGAGAUAUAUCAAUUGGCUGACGGUGAAUUGUUGAAGACAUUCUUCGUCAGUCCAGCUGGCAACAUGUGCUUUCACGGGAGAUGCAGUUAUUACUGCGAUACAAGUCACGCUAUCUGCGGUAAUCCCGACACUUUAGAGGGUAGUUUUGCCGCUUUCCUACCGGGAAAAGAGUUGUCGGCUAGGAAAGUAUGGCGACAUCCUUGGAGGAGGAGCUAUCAUAAGAGGAGGAAGGCUGCUUGGGAAACAGACUCCAACUAUUGCUCCCUGAUCAGGGACAUCGCACCAUACGACGAGGGUCGUCGACUCCUCGACCUUAUGGACAUGUCAGUUCUAGAUUUUCUCAGUGGCAACAUGGACAGACACCACUACGAGACAUUCAAGACAUUCGGAAAUGACUCGUUUAUCAUUCACUUGGAUCACGGCCGGGGCUUUGGUAAACCCUUUCACGAUGAAACCUCCAUCCUCGCACCAUUGCUACAGUGCUGCGUGAUAAGACAGUCGACCCUCGGGACCCUUCUCAAAUACCACAACGGUCCUCAACGGCUCAGCGCCGCUAUGCGUCAGAGCAUGGCGAAGGAUCCCGUGGCGCCUGUCCUGUGGGAGCCACAUCUCACUGCACUUGACAGACGUGUUGGUCUCAUUCUUCAGGCAAUACGAGAUUGCCUAAAUCGCAGUGUUCAGCCUGAUCACCUGGUCGAGGAGAGCGAGCAAAAUCAAGAACAACAACUCGAUCAACGGAAUAUACCUAAACUAUGAUAGUCCGCUGAUUUAGAUAUUUUGAAGCGGAAAAAUAUUUUUCAUAUUGGGCACAAAUGCUCCAACUAAAUGUGAUAUAGUUAUUUUUUAUGUUAAGGAAAUCCGGGGGUCAAGUAGUGAAACUCUUUUUAAAACUGGAACGGAGAUAUUGUUUUAUUUGUGAGUUUAUGAAUUUAUUUGUUGGCUCUAUGUGCAAAUGAUGAUUUUUUCUACAAUUCUGAAGGGGUAAAUUAGGCAGCAUUUAAAACAAAAUUCGAGAGGGGAACGUUCAUGGCAAUUUUCGAUGGAGCAUUUCGUAAAUUCCAGACUAACUCGAUAUUUUUUCAUGAAUUAAUUACUAUUCGAAAUGUUCACAGUCUGGUGAGUGUAGCAAGAGCUGUAAAAAGAAUUCUCUCAAUAUUUCAACAGAAACCUAUUUUAAAAAUAGGAAUCUAAAAAAAUCAGAUUUCUUGUCAUAUGUUCAUCCACUGAAUACCUUUGGGAGUAGGGAAUCUACGAAAAUUGAUUAAACGCCUUUGAUAAUACAAUUUCAUUAUCGAAAAAGGAAUCUCCGUUGUAAUCGGCUAUUCAAGAUCAUUUGAAAAUGAUGCACAGGUAUGCCAGGACUAUUUUUACCUCUUCACCAGCAAUUUUUCAUCAAUUAUUAGGAUUUAUGCGCGGCUAUCGAACGUUCCUGCAUAUUUAUGUAAAUUAUGUAUAGAUGGAUAUAUAAAAGAAUGGAAUACGUCCCAACAGUGAGUGUAAGUACAUGUCCAGAAUAUUUUGUUUAUUUUCCCUUUCGUUUUACUUUAACUUUUUAUUCCUUCUGUCCGAUUAUUUGUUACUGUUGUUUAUUUGUACUAUUUUAAUGUAUGCAGACCUUUAUAAGUCUCUGUUUUUAUGUUACGAUUUUAUUUUAACGAUGGCACUCGCAUUGAAUGCUAUUUGAUAUCGAAUAAGGCUGCAAUAAAAUGUGCACGAGGAGAAAUAAGUACGAUCAAUUGUAUCGAUCACAUCUUACGUAUUUGUGAAGCGAAGAGUGAUGGAUAAUUCUAGAUAGAUCAUUGAACAGUCGAGAAAACUCAUGCAAUGGACAAUGAAUUAUCGAAGUGAAAUGAGAGAAUUGGAAUUGAAGAAUUUCUCAUUCUCAAUAAAUAGCACUUUUAUCUUAUUUUUCGUUUCAACUUCAUCAAAUGUUUAUUGGUGUGUAUCAAAUCACUGAGAACUGAUCAAUUUAUCUCUUUUUAAUUUAAUUGAAUUGUACAUACAAAGGAAUUUCAAAUGUACAGAUAUGUAAAUCCAUACGGUGGAAUAUUGAAGUGGUCACAACAGAACCGAACAACUAGCUCUUCACUUUUUUUUUUCAUGACAAUGGGGAGAUGAAUACACGUUUGAUGGAAUUGGUUUAUGGGAAAAAUCGAAAUUAAUGAAGAGAAUUGAUAUCAUCUCUCAAUUGUCGAAUCAUUGCUGCGAUAAAGGGUGAAUUUCGGGAAAAAUGUGGAAUAUGCAUUAAAAAUCACCCCUCAAACCGUUUAUUACUUCUCUACAAAUGAAGUUAUGAAAAAAAUAUUUUUAAAAAACGACUUUAACCGUUGCAAUGUGAAAAUAGUCGACUGGACUGACUGCGUAAUGAUACCAGGCUUAACCAACAGAAUAAAUAAUUUACCCAAUUCGUCAUUAAGCGAUCAACCAAUGAAACUACAAACUGUACAACCAGUCCACGAUAAUCGUUAUGAGUAACGCUGGAAAACCAAAACAUAUCUACACCAAAAUUUCCCUGCAACAGUCCUCUCCAUUGACACAUAAUUCAUCUUCAAAGCUAUAUUGGAUGUAUGUAGAGAAUGUUAUUUUUCAACUGCCUGUAAAUAGGUAUCGGUUUUGUGUGAACUCUUAUACAUGAAUAAUAAAAGAGAAUUUUCAUGAAUACUUCCUUCAAUUGAAUUUAUUUCGCCAACAUCAGUAUUUCAAUCUCUUUUUUUUUUCAAACAAACGUUUGACACAACAUGAGUUCAUAGAAUAAUCCGCUAAUAAAUAAAAUUCAACUAAGCUUUUAAUCCCGGACUCACAUUCUAUAUAUGCUCUAUGUAUUAGCUAUAACAUACUGUUGGAUUUUGGGGAUUUCCCCAUGUACAAAAUUCACUCUUCUCUUGUUUUAUUAUUUUAAGUGCUGAUGGUUUAUGGCCAUUUCCCUUGGUUGUAAAAUCAAGGGAAAUGCCCCCAGUAUACUUUAUUAGUUUUUAACCACCUCGGGAUAUUUCUAAGUGUAUCUGCUAAAUAGAAGGAAUAGUAAAUAGUAAGAGGAAAUAUUCCGGGGAGGGGGUGAAAACUAUAUUACCCUCUUUAGGGCAAGUGAGUCUCUCUUGUCUCUUUUAGUUAGUCUCUUGUAGAUAUUCGUCGUAUCAAGUGCCUUCUGUCUGAGCAGUCUUAGAGUCUUUUAACUAUUAAAAUCAUUUAUAAAAUAAAUCAAA
Molecule: messenger RNA, 5742 nt
Organism: Diachasmimorpha longicaudata
Lineage: Eukaryota; Metazoa; Arthropoda; Insecta; Hymenoptera; Braconidae
Product: extracellular serine/threonine protein CG31145
Exons: 7
Coding region: 1700-3295 (531 amino acids)
Biological process (GO): protein phosphorylation
Cellular component (GO): Golgi apparatus
Molecular function (GO): protein serine/threonine kinase activity
Source: RefSeq, a predicted model, not a curated record